UUGAGGGCGACUUACCGCGGGUCCGCCAUCUUUGCGGCUCUUCGCAGAAGGGCACAGGGAGAGAGGCUGGAACAACGCUGCCCGAUUGACAAGUAACUCGCCACUCGCGUCCUUCAAACAUGCUGUCCAGGCUGGUCAUUGUCUCAGCCGGUGCCCUGAAAGGCAGUGGCCACCUCGGAGCUGGCCUGGUCCAGGCGUCUCGCUGCCUGCACACGACAUCCCAGAGUCUGGCCCCACUGCCUCCCCUUCCAGAGAAGCCCGGCAAGGUCCGCCAUGGCAUCUUCCCCGAGGAGCUUUUCCAGUUCCUGUACCCCAAAACUGGAGUCACAGGACCCUACAUGCUGGGUACUGGCCUCAUCCUAUACAUGCUUUCCAAGGAGCUCUAUGUCAUCAACCAUGAGACCAUCUCAGCCAUCUCCAUAGGUGCCGUCUUCAUCUACGCCGUCAAGAAAUAUGGCCAAAGCUUUGCUACUUUUGUUGACAAAAUCAAUGAGGAAAAAGUGGCCAAGGUUCAGGAGGUGAAGGACCUGGCUAUGUCCAACCUGACUCAGGCCAUUGAGGAUGAGCAGAAGGAACAGUGGAGAGCAGAGGGAAGGUCAGCUCUCUUUGAUGCCAAGAGGAACAAUGUGGCCAUGCUUCUGGAGACCAACUACAGAGAGAGGCUACACAUGGUGACCAAUGAGGUGAAGAGGCGUUUGGACUACCAGAUCGCCCUGCAGAGCCUCCACCUCCGCAUGGAGCAGGAGCACAUGGUCAACUGGGUGGAGAAGAGUGUCAUCGGCAGCAUCACUCCCCAGCAGGAGAAGGAGAGCAUCGCUAAAUGCAUCACAGACCUGAAUGCUCUGGCUAAGGCGAGUCAGUCCAAAGCUAUGGCCUAAACUAUCCAGUCUUCAGAGAAGGCUUCUCUAAUCCCCAACUCAUCGUCCCAAGACGAGACGCUCACUUUUCUUUGCAGAAUUAUCUAUUUCUCGUAAGAUUGUCUCUGUCAAUAGAAUGGGUGUGUACAGUAUUUACACGUCAGCUGAUGGUAAAAUAAAUGGAUCUCUUAUUCAACUACAA
Scophthalmus maximus (turbot) is the source of this 1059-nucleotide messenger RNA. It is a transcript of the gene atp5pb, whose product is annotated as ATP synthase peripheral stalk-membrane subunit b. NCBI's taxonomy places the organism in Eukaryota, Metazoa, Chordata, Actinopteri, Pleuronectiformes, Scophthalmidae. Gene Ontology annotation, molecular function: proton transmembrane transporter activity. Bases 120 to 878 code for a protein of 252 amino acids. The transcript has 7 exons. Gene Ontology annotation, biological process: proton motive force-driven ATP synthesis. The record is from RefSeq and is a predicted model, not a curated record.